ACCAAGUCAGCUUUUUUGGUUUGCUUAUCGUCAUUUCGGUUCAGUUUCCAUAUCACUAUUCGUUUUGCUUCAAAUUUUUGUUCCUUCUUCUCGUCGCCGUCGAAGUCAUCGUCGUUGUGAUAAAAAAAAUAAAUAAAUACACAACAAAAUCGACGUUGAAAGACAAUUUACUGUGCUGUGUUUCCACGUAUCAUCAUCAUACACAACGAAAAGUACAAGGACGUCGUGUGCCGAAUGUGUGUGGCUGAACGACUUUUCCUGAUGAUAGCAGUUUUAGUUGAUAGUUAAAGAUGAUUGAAACAAGUUUGAAACUAUAUUAGAAACCCCAGCAAAGUCAAUCGCAAAAUUAUCAACAGCAGCACACAAGUGAUUUUCGCUAGUGAUGUUUACAUUGACACUCGCGCCUCAUCUCAAAUUUUCUCAUCGACAGCGUUUCUACGUAUCAUCAUCAUCAUCGCAUUGAAAUUCAUUCAAAGUGAUUGUUUGUGUUUCAUUGUAAAAAAGUCACCAAUCUUUAAUGAGAACUGAACGCUGUGAGCUGUGUGUUUUGUUUACCGAUUGCGCUUGAUUGCUGUGUCGACGCGUGUGUGUGUGUGUUGUUCGUAGCAUUUGAAUAUUUUCAUUUGCUACUGCCAUGUUCACCACAGCUCCGUCUCUUUCGAUUUUAAUUUGUGUAUUUCUGCUGAGCUCAUAUCAUUCGCUUCCAUCUUCAAUUGAUUCGGAAUAGUACGGAUCUGCAAGCGAAUAGAGAAACAUCAAGAUAAAAACAAAAUAUUGAGAUAGUGGAUAAAACAAAAGAGGAAGGCGAAAACAGAGUGUCUACGUGAGUGAGUCAAGCAGGCAGGCAGGCAGAUAGAGAGUUGAUAAAAUUAAUACGCGGUCGUUUUGUGACAAAGGCCCGAACAAUAGGCACAGUCACCAAAGAAUAGAGAACGAAUCAAACAAAACGAAACAGGGCUGAACGAAAAAAAAAUGGUGGAACUUUUAGAUAAAGUAUGAAUGCAAAAGCUUUUUAUCGAUUGGCGCAUUUUCAGCAGUAAUAUGCUCUCUAUCUCACAGCUCAUGGUAAUAAAAUGGGCACUAAAAUGGACGUAGCUCAACUAUUGAAAGCAAAAAUAGCAACAGCAGCACCAACAAUAACAGCAACAGCUUAAUUUAAUUGCAAUCAAAAUAAAACAACAGCAACAACAACAGAAAAAAUAAUAAAAAUAUAUUUGUAUACACAAGCAAAACGAGCGUGUUAAAUGAUAAAGGCGCGCGCGAUGAGCUUCCACCAAUUAGAGCUUGCAUAGUUCUUUCAAUCGCUCGGCGAAUCCCAGCUGACUCUAUAUGCAUGUGUUUUAAGUGCAAGCAGUGUGUUUCGGUGUUCAUUCGAAGUGUGUUGUGUUCGGUUGAGUUCAGUUGUUCGUUUUGAUUCCCACAACAAAACGUAUUGCGUUGUGUUGGCCUGCUCACCACAAUUUGAAACACAACAAACACACACACACACACACACGGCAAAUUUAGUGUUUUGCCGUGUUUUUUGCCAUUGUUUUGUGAAUGAAAACCGUCAAAUAGAAAAUUCGCAACCAUGAUGGACUGGGGCAUUCGUCGGUCCAUCAUGUUUCAUGUGCGACGCCGACCAGCUGAUUCACAGCCACGACGACGGAAGAAAAAACCGCUUGGCGUGUCGAAUGGUGGCAAUCAUAUAACGCCGGACCGAGAAGGGCCCGUUCUAGUGGAAAUAACUCACAGCGGUGAAGGUGGCCGUCAUGUCAAACUCACCGCCGAACCGAUUGAAGUUGGCUCGGCAAACACAAACCAGUUGCAAUUAUUUGGACCAUCGAUUCAGCCGAGACAUUGUUUGAUUUCGUUGCUAGAAGGUGUUUGCACCGUUACACCACUUCAUGCCGACGCGUUAACAUUUGUUAACGGCCAUCACAUCCAACAACCGACCAUUUUACACAAUGGAUCGGUUGUUAUGUUCGGCCGGGUGGCUUCCUACAAAUUCGUCGAUUCACCAUCGGAUGGGCGGUACAAUUUGGUAUUAUCACAAUCUCAACUGGAUUCAGCAUGCCUGUACGAAAGUCGCUCACCAACAUCCCCAUCGUGGCACGACGAUGAACCCUCGACUAUUGGAAAAGAAUCGUCCGACGAUCCAAAUAAAUCCGUUUCAACGGCAAGAGCGCUAGCAGCAAUGGCCACCGAUGAUUUACAAAAAUCACAAGAACUGGGAAAAGAACAAUCGCAACAAUUAUCGAUGCCAAUGAACGAUUAUGAUCCGGAUAACAAAUCAGAAACUGAAACAAAAUCACUGUCAAGCGUUAAAUCGAACGGAUCGAAUCCAGAUUUGAGAUCCAAGAAAGCAGCUAUGGAAAUGAGUGGGGCUGGUCAAGAGGCGAUUUUACCGGCCGUUCUAGAGUUUCCCGAAACACAUCAGGAAUCGUUUCUUCAUCAAAUUAUCGUCGAUUUGGAUGUGAAUAUGCCAAAUUUUAAACUGGCACCGGUCUACACGCUCUAUCUAUGCGCAAGAUAUCGUGCGUCAACGCACUACCGACCGGACUUGCAGCCAACGGAACGUGCACAUAAACUGACCGUAUUUUUGCAUCAUGUGGCCAAUCUCAUAUCGGGUGUGGUACAAGAACGCAAUCAAGAUCCACGCGUUCUUUCCUUCUGGAUGGCCAACAGUUCGGAAUUUUAUAAUUUUCUUAAAUGGGAUCGACACAUUUCUGCAUUCAGUGUUCAAGCGCAAGAAGUGCUAACGGAAAGCGUUCAAAUUGCAUUCAACAAUUUAGUGAAUUGCUUUCGCAUUGAAUUGUCACAGACGUUGAAUCAAUUCCUCUCGGAAAAUAUCGACCAUGAAUCAGCUGCCGGACUGGUGUUGACCGUUCUCAGCUCAGCCAUGGCACUUUUGCGUCGCAGUCGCGUCAAUGCCGCAUUGACCAUUCAACUAUUUUCGCAGCUAUUCCACUACAUCAAUGCGAUUUGUUUCAAUACAGUUGUGACAAAUCAACAAAUGUGUAUUGAAACCUGGGGAAAAGUGAUCAGAGAACGUCUCGAUAUACUCGAAUCAUGGGCUCACAAACAAGGAUUGGAACUAGCAGCCGAGUGCCAUUUAGCCAAAAUUAAUCAAUGUGCCGAUUUCUUACAGGCCACCAAAACUAGCGAAGAAGAUGUACAAAAAUUGGCAUGCUCUUGUUUCCGUUUGAACUCAUUACAAAUGGCAGCUUUGCUAUCGCAAGAGAAAAUACCGCGAAAUUUAAUCGAUACAGCCAUUAGAAUGGCCGAGUCCGUUGCCGACGAACUCACACGAGGCGAUGAUAGAGAGGUUCUCCUCGAAGAAUCGCUCGAAUUACCGCUGGCUCUUUUAAUUCCUGAAGAUGGAUUCAGUUCAGAUGUGGUGCGCGGUAUUCCAGCCGGCUUAGUCGAUUUCUUGAGCCCAUUACAAGCGGCAGGCAUGUGUCGACUUGCUGCUCAACCAACAAGUAUUGGCCUUUGGACCGUAUACAUGCAACAAUACAACCAAACGCGAUCAUCUAGUGUUAUGUCAACUAAACUACAACAACCCGAAGUGCAGGUCAUAAAACUGCACAAAAAUGCUAAUGGAAUGGGAUUGUCAAUUGUGGCAGCUAAAGGAGCCGGUCAAGAACGUUUGGGAAUUUAUAUCAAAUCCGUUGUGCCCGGCGGAGCGGCUGACGCUGACGAUCGCCUUGAAGCAGGUGAUCAACUUUUGAAAGUGGACGGUCAAAGUUUGAUUGGAAUAACACAAGAACGUGCCGCCGAUUAUCUCGUGCGCACCGGGCCAGUUGUAAUUCUUGAAGUGGCCAAAAAAGGAGCCAUUCACCAUGGUUUGGCUAUGCUUUUGCAGCAACCAAGCCCAAUCAUACAAAGAGAUAAUCGUCGAAUGUCAGAACGUGAUCCAAAAUCAAUGAUGGCGCAUGCACACCAAUUACCCAACAGUAAAUCAGUACCGGCUCUCCAUCACGUUGGCAACAGCGGUAUCGUCAAUAAUAAAUCUAGAAGUAUACACAAUUUAACUGGAAGUACAGAUCAAAGCUUUUAUCAAAAUCUAAGUGUUUACAGAGCGCAAAAUCAAAGUCAACCAAACUUGGGAGAUCGCUCUCAAAUCCCCUCUCAAUCGACAAUAAUUUCAACCACAAACUCUACAACGACACCAUCUAAUCAACAACUCUUAAGCCGUCCAGCUUCAGCCUAUUUCAACACCAAUAACAAAAGUAAUAAUACAUUGCCUUCGCAAAUGUCCGGCCAUUAUGUGCUACCAUCGAACAAUAAUAUCGCCGGAAAUAACCUACUCUCGAAUCAGUCACACACGAUGAACAAUCGACCAAUGAAUGCUUUUGUUCGCGACACGCAAAACCAACAGAGUUUACGAAUGAAUCCGAUGAUGGCACCAUCAAUGCCAAAUAUCGCACAUUCCAGCGGCUAUUCAACGAACAUGACCGCCAGUCAAAGUAUGCAAAAUGUCAAUAUGAUUCAUCCAAACUAUUAUGUGCAGCCGAUGCAACAGCAGCAGCAGCAGCAGCAGCAACAACAAUCGAACCCAAAUCAAAUGAUGAAUGCAACCUUUUCAAACGGCUACAACUCCGAUAUGCCGAAGAUCCAAGAGAAUACACAAACAUUGGAUAUGGCCGAAUUGGCGCGCAGACGCCAGCAACGCCAACAAGAUAUGGUACCAAUGUAUGCACUCGAUGUAAAUGUGCACAACUCCCAGAAUUCCAUGCCGAAUCUUUCGAGCGGCUCGAUGCUCUUGUCGCCCGGCGCCAAUCCAAAUGACAUGAUGAACAAUUUCCGAGCAAAUGCCACCUUGACCAAGGGACACUCAUCGCAAUCUGGCAUCAAUUAUAUGCCCAAACAACUUCCACCAACCGCACCGAAACCACAGAUGAAUCGGCCGCAACAUCAUAAAGAUGAUUUAUCUCCUCCAUUGCCGCCAUCGGCUACUCACCCUCUAUUCAAAACCGCUAACGAUCAGUCGAGAAUCACUAGUUCGCCGAAUAUGAGUUAUCAAUCGGCCUAUUAUCCAUCAUCGCAAGUAUUACCGAAGAGUUUCAUUGGAACGACAACGAUGAGUCCGUGGGAGCGAGAAGAGCGUGAAAAAGAGAAUGAAAUGCGUCGCGAACAGGCUCGCCAAUGGCGUGAACAUCAUAUCAUUGAGUUGUCGAAUUUGCCACAUCGUACGCCACAACAGGAGGAGCAGCUGAAAACCAUAAUUCUGGAACGUGAUUUCGAGCGAUUGGCCCAAGAGCAAGGCGACUUGGAAGAGGAUAAUGACACAAACUAUGGUAAAGAUAAUAUGCAAGAGGUGAUUCGGCUGGCGCAAAAUUCGAAUCAAUUGUCGACGCCAGUGACGAACAUGAAACAGGUGGAUGUAAAAACGAAUAUAGUUCCGCAGCCAUCGUAUGUCUCUACAAAUGCCAACAAUGACAGCAUGCAAGGAUUGAACGAUGGCUUACUGCAACAGCAUCCACAGUCGAGCAUGAGUCAAACGCAUUCCGCUCACGUUCAACCAAAGAGUAUUUUGAAACAUAAUAACGCUCGUGUCGAGCGAACCAGCAACAGUAAUCCAUCGUCGCCGUCAAAACAAGCAAAGUCCACGACAUUUGCCGAUGAUCGCCAGAAUGCCGAUGCGUCCGUAACGAGUGUGGUGCGAGAUUUGAACAGCAUGAGCUUUAACGAGUCAACAACCUCCACAUCCAGCUACCAAAUCAAAGAAAUGAGCGAAAUGAGCAUCGAUUCGCUGAACAAUACCUUGCACGGUCCACCGCCACCACCCGAACGAAAUUCAUCGUAUGUGGUGAUGUCACAGAAGCAACAAAGUUUGCGAAACAAUAACCUCACCACGACCAUUACAAAUCAAAGUGUAAAAAAGACAACCACAUCAUCAUCAUCAUCUACAUUAGGCAAUGAGCAGCCGUCGGCCUUUGGCCAAUUCAUGAUUUCGAAUAAAAAAACCAUCGCAAAUAACACUAACAACAACAACAGCAACAACACCACAAACAAUGUCCAUAACGAUAGCUUGAACAAUAAUAAUGAUAGCAACAAUAACAGUACGAACAAUGGCAAUAUUAGCAUUUCGGGCGUAAAUAACAGCAGCAAUACGAAUGCGAAUCAUAGUGUAUUAAGUAGCAAUAAUUUGGCGUCACCGAUGCAAACCACAGUAACGAAUGCAUCUCUUGCUUCGAUGAUGGCAGCUCGCGACAACAAACGCGUAUCAUUCCAUGACGAAGAAAACAAUCUGAUCAUGGGACAGACGAGUGGCGAUCAAGCCGAUCUGAGCAUUUUACGGGAAGAUCCAAACCGAUUUAUUCAAGAAACCUCAGCCAUGCUUCAGACUCCAACAACACCUGAGGGCGAAUCAUGGAACACAACUGUACAACAAACCCCUGGCGUAAUAGGCGCCCAAGAAGUUUACAGAGAUCCACGAACGCGCCGACUGCAAGAAAAGCAACAGCAACAGCAGCAAAAGUCUGGCGAUGGUGUGCCAGAGAAGUUGUCGUUUAAAGAAAAAAUGAAAAUGUUUGCACUGGAAUCGGGUGAAAACCAAACGCCAAAGGACAAAUUGAAAAUAUCCCGUGCUCAAAGAGAUAUUGAUGCCGUACAUUAGACGCGUGAAUUAUUCCGGUGCGAAAGCUAGUAUUUUUGUUUCUGUUCUGACAAAUAUAAAGAUUUUUUUUAAAAUUACGCAUGAUAGAUUGUAACAAUAUGACGAAGAAAAUGAAUUCAAUGUGUCUCGAUUAUCAUCAUGUUCGACAUAAAUUCCUCUCCAAACCCUUCUCGAAUGGACCAUUUAUUGCAAAUAAUAUUUUUUUAGUCUUACACUUUCCAUUCAAUAAAAUUUAUAUAUAUAAAAUAUUAUAGAGCAAAGUGAAUUGUAGCAUACAAACAAAUUAUGAAAGGUGACCUUUGAAUGAAGCAACAGAAGGAAAAAAAUUAGAAACGAAAUACAAAAUGAAUGAAUAAAAUAAAAAUUAUUAUCAUAAUAUGGAAA
This is a messenger RNA of Sitodiplosis mosellana (orange wheat blossom midge), 6988 nucleotides long. It is a transcript of the gene cno, whose product is annotated as afadin. The transcript is spliced from 20 exons. Gene Ontology annotation, molecular function: cell adhesion molecule binding. Gene Ontology annotation, biological process: signal transduction; regulation of protein localization. The record is from RefSeq and is a predicted model, not a curated record. The coding region runs from base 1571 to 6604 and encodes 1677 amino acids. Lineage: Eukaryota; Metazoa; Arthropoda; Insecta; Diptera; Cecidomyiidae. Gene Ontology annotation, cellular component: adherens junction.